AUGCUCGACUACCUCCUCUCGCACCCCACCACACAAGCAUCAUCAGUCCCCAUUAUACCCCUACCCACACUCUGGAACACUCUCAUGGACAGUUUGACCCCCAUCUGGCCGGCAACGAGGACACAAAUCGACGGUGUACCCAUGGGCGACGCCUGGCCGUGCUCCGUCAUGCCAUCGCAUCCUACCCACCCGUGGGAGAACAUUGUCCCUUUCCAUAAGCUGACACAAUGGAUGACCUACUCGCUAAUGGUGCCAAUGACGAGGCUACUCCACGUUCACUUCCCCGGCGCUGAGCUUCUGACCGGGUUGCCAGAAUACCGAAACGGUGGACUUUUCAUUGACGUCGGCCUCCUAACGCUCAAGCCCGAUGACCAGAAGCGCGGCCUCGCACAAUACCAACGCAACGCACAGGUGACAGGGCAACCGAGCAUGGAGGUUGUGCCGAUGUUUACCGCCGACGAUGACGUGAUCGUAGAAUGGCGCGCAGUCACUGUCGGGUUACUCGACGAUCUCCUAGUCGACGUAAAUCAGCUGUUGGGCUUGAGCGGCUCUGACAAGCUCAAUCUGGCCCAAAUGUUGGAAGCUGGUAGUUGGAAGGGAGGUCGAGAGAUUGCUGAAGUGUCGCGGCCCAACACUAAAGAACCGCCAAUCAUGAUCCUCUCGGACGGCACUGUUUUCUAA
Messenger RNA from Alternaria incomplexa, 681 nucleotides. RefSeq lists its product as uncharacterized. NCBI's taxonomy places the organism in Eukaryota, Fungi, Ascomycota, Dothideomycetes, Pleosporales, Pleosporaceae. The record is from RefSeq and is a predicted model, not a curated record. The coding region runs from base 1 to 681 and encodes 226 amino acids. The transcript has 3 exons.